Molecule: messenger RNA, 1254 nt
Organism: Haemonchus placei
Lineage: Eukaryota; Metazoa; Nematoda; Chromadorea; Rhabditida; Trichostrongylidae
Source: the annotation of a GenBank genome assembly
UUGUCUUGUGUCCUGAUAACUGGACUAACAUGGACAGUGGAAGCAAUGAAUGGCAUGAGUACGGCAUUUAUUACUCAAAGUUGUGAGAACUGCUCUAAUAUGGUAUCGCUAGUCGAUGAGUAUGACCUUCGUGGUCCACGGGCUUACAUCUCGGACGCAACCAUUACUGCAUUCAUGAUUGGGAACGGCUUUGGCGGUACAUUCGUCUCGAAAGCUGCAGAUCGGUAUGGUCGUCGUCCCGUUUUGAUCUCUUGCUUCAUAAUGUUGGCAUUGUUGGGGACGUUAGCGGCCUUUUCCCCGUCUGCAAUAGUUUUUGGAACUCUACGAUUUAUGCAGGGAAUCUUUUAUACACUCUGGUUGGUUGGGUGCUCGUAUGUCGAUUUUUCAGUUUACUUUGGAAUGGCAUGGGUUGCUGGUUACUGCCUUGUUACACCACUUGCUAUGCUUGCACCCAAUUGGCGAUGGCUGAUUUUCUUCGUUUCGGUUCCUCAGCUUUUCACAGCCACUCUCUGCUACUUGUUUGUUCCGGAAAGUCUGCACUUCUUGGCGAUCGAACGUCAUGAAAAGGUCGUGGGUGACUGGCUGAAGAGAGCUGGCCGAUGCCACGACAACGUUGCAGAUAUCGAUCCUAGUACUGUAGUCAGUACUAGACAAGAAGAAGUAUCCAACUUGUUCAGCGAGUUAUGGACACAUAAACGAUUUCUCCUCUACACGAUCGUACUUAUUUAUCUCUGGAAUUGUGAUACCUUCAUAUAUUUCGGACUUUCACUAUACAGUACACAUUUUGCGGGUAAUAUCUAUCUCAACUAUUUACUGGUAGGAUUAGUGGAAAUUCCAGCAUACAUUCUCUCCCCGAUGGCAAUGAACAGGUAUGGUAGAAGAGUGGUCGUUGCUCUCACUCAUUUACUGGCAGCUGCCACUUUUUUCGGACUUGUAUUCACUCCAGAAACCGCAUGGAUUCGUACAGCCUUGUGGGCACUGGGAAAAUUUGCAAUAUCAUGUUCUUUUAUGAGCAUAUACGUCUAUGCCAGCGAAAUAUUCCCAACAAACAUCAGAAAUCUAUCGAUAGGAUUCUGUGAGAUGAUGUCCAGAAUUGGUGGCAUUCUGGCUCCAUACGGACGUAUCUCGCCAAUACUACCGAUGUUGGUGCUGUCGUUGAUAUCAGUAAUUGGCGGUGUGAUUACGUUUUUUCUACCCGAAACACUCAAUCGACAAUUGCCAUCGACGAUACGUGAAUCAUCGGAACGACACUGA